Prorocentrum cordatum is the source of this 2373-nucleotide messenger RNA. Lineage: Eukaryota; Dinophyceae; Prorocentrales; Prorocentraceae. The record is from the annotation of a GenBank genome assembly.
AUGUUGGCACCAGGGAGCUUGCCGACGCAGUCUGUGCACGGAGCUUUCCUGGCCAAGGCGUGCGGCAGCAACCCCCAGCCUACGGCGGCUUCGGGCACGGCGGUGCGCUUUUCCUCUCACGGCCGCGUUCCUGCCAGCGCAGCCACGGGCCGCUUGCUGCACAGCCCAUCGCGAGAACGCGUGCCUCUUGCGGCGCACCGGGUGCAGGGCCCUUGCACGGCCAGCUUGGCGGCAGGGUGGGCGAGACAAGGCGAGCUCCGCGCUGCAACGUCGACCUCGCCUGCGAGGAGAUCCCCAAGCCCUUGCGCGAAUAAGCUGCGAACCAGUUACGCCGCCGCAGGGCUUAUCGUGCAAGGCGUGACGUCGCACACCCAAGUCGUAAGUCAGCCAGGUGCACAGCCUCGCCGGCUGACGUCUCCUUUGCGGGCGGGGCCGCUGCCGCCUUUCCCGCCAGCCGCCUUCGCCGCCUUGCCCUCGUUGCGUCGGGCGCUGGCGGCCUGCGCGGGCGCGCCCGCCUCUGCCACGGUCUGGCGUGCUGUGCGGGAGUCGUUCCAAGUGGUCGAGAGAUCACGCAGCGAGAGGAGUAGCCAGUGGGGCUCCGAGGAGGUGCGGCGCUUCGCACUCAGCAUCCUCGCCGCCCAGGGGGUGGAGCCUCUUGCGCCGCUGGUCUGCUGGUCUGACGCUGGCUGGGGCGCGCUCGUGUCCGAGCGGACGACUGGAGGUUGCCAGCUGGGGCUCGACGCGGCCGAGCGCCUUGCGCUGUGCGUCCUCCAGCGCCUGAUCUCGGAGUUGGAGUCCCAAGCCACCUCGGCGACGGCCGCAGCGCCGCGGGCUGCAUUGCAGAGGUCGACCAGCCCUGGCGGCUUGGCGGCCUGGGCGCGAAUGUCGCGCGCAAGCGCCCCGCCGGUUGUGUGCCACAGGGCGCCCGGCGUUGCGCAGGGCACGGCGCAGGGCGUGGCUGUCGGCGCGGGCGGGCCUGGGCUGCUGGCGCCCCAGUGGAGGGAGGCCUCGCCAGCACCGUCGCGUCGACCAGAAAGAGCAGAAGACAAAGGCCACUGUCAGCCUUGCGCCACUGCCGUGGAGGUGCCCGAGGGUAAUUUCAGCCGUGUCAGUGCCGCGAGCGACAUGACCACUCCGCGCAUGAAGGAGAGCGACGUGGCCUCCACGCUGGCCUGCUCGUCCCAGCCGCUGCAGUCGGGAGGGGCCUGCUCGGCCCUGUGCUCCGACGGGCUCCAGCGCGCGGAGCCGGCAAGGUAUGUCCUGACAGGACUCUCGGAUUGCGUACUCCCAGGGGAGUGGCACGGCGAGGUGCCUGGAGGCGCUGGGGUCAGCCUAUCCAGCUCCGCGUGGCCCCUGAAGGCCAGCGUGGAGGAUGCAGCGGGGCUGGCCGCCACGGCGGUGAGCACGGUGCCCGUGGCUCGCGCCCCGGAGAUGGGGAUCGCAGCGCCAGCUGGUCGCAACGCCGACGAGGAACAUAUUGGCGAGGAGCUCGCACGUCUACGCCAGGCGUUGGAGUUGGAGCGCGCUGAGAGGCGCCAGAUGGCCACGCAGCUGGACGCACUUCUGCAGCGCAGCGGGCUGCCAGCAGUGGCCGCUGGCUCGGCGCCCACGCAGCCGCAGGAUCAGGCUCGUGCUCCUCUGCCCCUCGGGGGCUGCUACCGGACGGCUCAGGAUCGCGUGUCGGAGAUCCUGGCGGAGGGCCGCGGCCGAGACCCGAGCCUGCCGGGCGGCACGCAGGGCCCGCCGCGGGGCGCCCGGGACUGCACGGGCGGCGCCCGGAGCGGCGAGGAGGCCGCGGACUGCAGCGCGCUGGAGUGCAGCGCCACCACUUUGGACUUCAGCCAGAUCCCCGCAGGCCUGCAGCCGGCACCACCGCUGGCCGCGGACGAGACCCCAGCCUACUUCAACCUUGCCGCUGCCGACAGCCAGAGGGAUGCCGCCAGCCCCUUGCUGGACAGCCCGGUCGCGUCGGAAGUGCCGAAGGCGCCCUUGGCGCCCCCGCCCGCAGCGCGGGGGCUGGAGCUCGCUGGCGCGCCAGUUGCAGCUACAGCGCCCGCGGCCACGUCCGACGUUCACGACGCGCGGCUGACCGACGCGCGGGCCAUCCUGGCGGAGCUGGAGCGCGACCUCGCAGCUUCGGACCUCGCGGACGCCAGCGCAGCCGCGAGCCUCGACACUUCGCCGCUGGACGGCGUCAACAUUCAAGCCGCGGGCCACACGGCAGACGGCAUUUCGCAGCUGUCGUUCUACAAGCGGAGGUGUUUGGAGUUGGCAUCAGAGGUGCAGCACCGGGACACGGAGGUGGCGCGGCUGAGGGCCGCGCUCGGGGAGGCCGCCCAGGAGAGCGGCCGGGGCUGCAGGUCCAGCGCGUGA